GCUCAUGGUUCAAGGAUAUGGCCUUGUCCGGCCGACCGAUUGUAAACCCCAGGUGAAUGUCUCUCUGUUGUUACCCAUCGUUGCUUAUUUCAUAAUUCUCCACAGACCUCUGCUCUCUCUCCCUAAUUCUGCCUUUGCUUUCGCUUGCUCUUCUAUUUUGUGCUGUUAUUUUAUCGUCCUCUAUACUCAAAACAAUUCGACUUGGAAAUCAUGAAGAACAACGUUUUCACUCUUCACCGAUAAAUUCAGGGCAGUAGUUUCGAAGGUUGUGUGAAAUGGCUGAAGAGAACGAAGUUACACAGACAUUCAAGGGUUUGGGCGUUUGUGAAGAACUGGCGGAGGUCUGCGAUAACUUGGGUUGGAAAACCCCAUCGAAGAUUCAGGCUGAGGCUAUUCCUCAUGCACUUCAAGGGAAAGAUUUGAUUGGACUAGCCCCCACGGGUUCUGGUAAGACUGCAGCCUUUGCUCUCCCCAUUAUCCAGUCUCUUUUAGAGUCUCCAAAAGCAUCACAAGCAUUCAUUGCUUGUGUGCUCUCUCCGACAAGGGAACUGGCAAUUCAGAUUGCCGAACAAUUUGAAGCUUUGGGUUCUAGCUUUGGCUUAAAGUGUGCAGUGGUUGUCGGAGGGGUUGAUAUGAUGCAACAGGCAAUUGCACUUGCCAAGCGGCCGCAGGUUGUUGUGGGAACACCUGGCCGCCUUGUGGAUCAUCUUUCCAAUACAAAGGGUUUUAGCCUUCGGAUGUUGAAAUACCUAGUAUGAUUCUCUCUCUCUCUCUCUCUUUUCUCU
Macadamia integrifolia is the source of this 785-nucleotide messenger RNA. Its product is annotated as DEAD-box ATP-dependent RNA helicase 10-like. Gene Ontology annotation, molecular function: nucleic acid binding; RNA helicase activity; ATP binding. Bases 276 to 758 code for a protein of 160 amino acids. The record is from RefSeq and is a predicted model, not a curated record. The transcript is spliced from 6 exons. NCBI's taxonomy places the organism in Eukaryota, Viridiplantae, Streptophyta, Magnoliopsida, Proteales, Proteaceae.